AUGAUAUUAAUGGACUGCAUUGGGUGUGCCAGGCACUCAAGUCAUGCUGGACAGCCUAAGCUACCCUAAAGGAGCUUAGCAUCUAGUGGAGGAGGCCUGCAGGAAUUUGUAAGUGUUUGGGUUCGAGAUCCUAGGAUUCAGAAGGAGGACUUCUGGCAUUCUUAUAUUGACUAUGAGAUAUGUAUUCACACCAAUAGCAUGUGUUUUACAAUGAAAACAUCCUGUGUACGAAGAAGAUAUAGAGAAUUUGUGUGGCUGAGGCAGAGACUCCAAAGUAAUGCAUUACUGGUACAACUGCCAGAACUUCCAUCUAAAAACCUAUUUUUCAACAUGAACAAUCGCCAGCACGUAGAUCAACGCCGUCAGGGUUUGGAAGAUUUCCUCAGAAAGGUCCUACAGAAUGCACUUCUGCUUUCAGAUAGCAGUCUUCACCUCUUCCUGCAAAGCCAUCUGAAUUCAGAAGACAUCGAGGCAUGUGUUUCCGGGCAGACUAAGUACUCCGUGGAAGAAGCAAUUCACAAGUUUGCCUUGAUGAACAGACGUUUCCCUGAAGAAGAAGAAGAAGAAGGGAAAAAAGAAAAUGAUAUAGAUUAUGAUUCAGAAAGUUCAUCCUCCGGGGUUGGACAUAGUAGUGAUGACAGCAGUUCACACGGAUGUAAAAUGAGCACAGCUCUGCAGGAAUCCUGA
This is a messenger RNA of Lipotes vexillifer (Yangtze River dolphin), 687 nucleotides long. RefSeq names its product sorting nexin 10 (gene SNX10). Gene Ontology annotation, cellular component: endosome. Gene Ontology annotation, molecular function: phosphatidylinositol phosphate binding. The record is from RefSeq and is a predicted model, not a curated record. Gene Ontology annotation, biological process: vesicle organization; cilium assembly; intracellular protein transport. NCBI's taxonomy places the organism in Eukaryota, Metazoa, Chordata, Mammalia, Artiodactyla, Lipotidae. The transcript is spliced from 6 exons.